Salvelinus sp. IW2-2015 is the source of this 4797-nucleotide messenger RNA. RefSeq lists its product as uncharacterized. The record is from RefSeq and is a predicted model, not a curated record. Lineage: Eukaryota; Metazoa; Chordata; Actinopteri; Salmoniformes; Salmonidae.
UUGAACGGUAAUGUAUAUAGAGAUUGUUUCCAAAGUUUGGUAUCUUGGCAUUUAGUUAAUUUUCCCUUGUUUUAUAUAGUAGGCCAUGCACUCAAAAGAAGUUAGUCUUCAAACUGAUAAGCCUAUUUGUUGUCAUUGCAGGAAGAGAAAAGAUUAACCCAAUCACAGUGCAUUUAUGACACUAACAGAGAGUGCACAGGUUCCUUGAUAUGUGCACUACCACCAGAGGGCCAAAGUGCAGCACAGCUGAAAUGAUCUACCAAAGAUAGAUGGGGCUUGAAGGAGAACAACAUACCACAGGACAAUGGUGUGAGCAUUGAUAAUGCACCUGUUAAAAGGUGUUUUGAUUUCCAUCACUCAAGAAGGUUAAAGGAAAAUACAAACAUCUAUGUCCAUGCAUGGCCGUCACAUCAUCCACAACACUGCCAAAAAGUCUGGACAGGGUUUUUCCUGAGGUGUGUAGUGUACUAAGUAGAGUAAAUUUAUGUAUGCUUUGAAUUACUUAACUCAGUCUAAUUCCAAGCAAGAACAUUUAUCAUGGAAUGAUUGAAUGAAAAUUGUUUGAUUMCAAGUUCUUUUGCAGGUGUCCAAAUUUGAUGUUGAGGACCUAGUCGUGGAAGUUAAAGGAAAGGUUACCUGACAAGUAAACACUUUAGCCAAAACCACCUAUAUUUUCGUAGUUGUUGAAAUACCCAACAGAGUACAUUUGAAUGGUUUGAAAUUCGCAUGUUAUCAUCUUCCCCCGAGCAGGAAAUCUCACUCAAAGCCAUCAGCCCUGGGAUGUAGUUAGUUGCACACGCUUGGCCGAACGCGGUGAAACAUCUUAAACUGUAAGAAAUCAUUUAUUUUUUAAACGGUAUAUAUUUUUCCCGUUUGCUCGCCAUAAAGCUAGUUAAGGAGGCAAAUUAGGUUUUUGCAGGCUGGAUGGAGRGUACUUUAUGUACGAGCCGGUCCACAAGUGGAUUACCUCGAAUGCACACCAAGUUCAGACGAUACUGAUACUCCUGACCGGCUGCCUAGACUACAUUCUGUUUUUUCACCGACAUCCGAUAGCAAGGGCUAAAUGUUUCGUGUCCCUAUAUUAACAGGGGGCGUAGGACGGUCCUUAACGUCUUUCAGGUGGCUAGCUACUGUUAGUCGUUACCUAUAUUUUAAGAUUGAGUUGAAAGAAGUAUUGUAAACCGCAUUGACAAUUAGUACAGAAAAUGUUUCCGUUAACACAAACUGAAAAGAUUUUCUUAUCCUCGGAAUAUGCUAGAUUUGUUGUUGUUGAAAAAGCUAUCUUGUUCUCAACGAUGUGUCGACCUCACAGUUGUGGAAGUGGGAACAAACGUUUGGUUCCUGAUGCCGUUGUUGUACCCCAUGCUACAGGGCUACGCCACAGGAAAAAACCAAUCAUAUUCGUUGAAAUACAUGACACUCCUCCCCCGGAUCGUAAUAGGGUGCACCCUUCUUGGAUCGUGCACAACCCUAACCAGAUAGGAAUACAGAAGAAAAACUGCAUAACAACUUUUGUUAAAAAUUUGAGUGUUUUCUGAGUAACCCUUUCACUUUGGUACCAACUCGAAAUAUUUAUAACAGACGAAUUUACUGGGUGUUGAAAAUAGGACAUUUGUUUGGACUUAUCCUGCUAGGUGGUUGGGUUGUCGUAACUAGCUACUUGAUACCAAACGUUAGCUGCUAGCUAGCUAAACAACUAAUCAAGGGCUGGCAAAUCCUACAUUCUUUGUUGGCAAAUUGCCCCAUACAUUUGAGAAAUAACGAUUUCCUGAAGAGGAAAAAUACCAACUAUCAAACUUAAGGAGCUGGUGGAUGCUGGAUAGCUAACUACCACUGCCUACUAAGCUAUUCUUAUCCUCCUGGAUGGAAAGCUUGUGUGCAUGAGCACGCUUCCUUCCUGUACGUUCUAUUCUCUAGCUGGUGCAAAUGGAGUCAACGAUGGACCCAACGCCUAAUGUCACAGAUAACUUGUAUAAAAUGACUGAAGAGGACGUCAAGAGGUUAAUAGAACUGCGUUCCUCCAAUGAGGCUCUUUUCACAGGAAAAAGAAAUGCUGCCAAGGUUGCCUGGAAUGCAAUUCUAAAGGGAUUAGGUCUUGAGGGAAAGCUGACAGCUGACCAGAUUGCCAAAAAGUGGGAAAAUCUGAAGACUAGAUACAAGGAUUUAAAAUACCCUUUUCUUGGCAAGGACACUGUUUCUACUAGCAUAGCCUCCUGGCCAUGGUUCCAACUUAUGGAUGAGGCCAUGGAAGGACGCCUCUUCAACAGCGCCCACGUUUUGGCGGUGGAAUCUUUGUGUGGUGAGGAUCCAGGUGCUCCCUCGCCAUUAACCAACGAGAGAGAACAGGGGACCGAGGGUGCUGACAUUUUGGAGUUCUUGAUCAAAACGGAGAUGGAGGACAGUGCAGGGACAGGGAACUUGGAAAACAAUGCAACAGUUAACACUGAUGCAACUCAGACUGGGGCCCCUACUACUAUGGGCUGGCGAAGAAUGUCAGAAUGCUCAUAUAAAAUGACAGAGCAGGAGACGGAGAGAAUGAUAAAGCUGCGUGCUGUGAAUGAGGCCCUCUUCACAGGCAGAAAACAUACUGCGAAGCCAGCCUGGAGAGCUAUUUUGAAUGUGUUGGGUCUUCAGGGAAAGGUGACUACUGACCAGCUAGCCAAAAAGUGGGAUAAUCUCAAGAGGCGAUAUAAGGAGUUGAAAUGUCCAGCCCGCGGCAUGGAGAGCAACCCAAAUUCCUGGCCCUGGUUCUACCGCAUGAAUGAUGCUGUCGAGGGGCGUUUCGCCGGCUGCGCCCCCAUCCUGACGCCAGUAGUAGAGGAGGGUGAUGAGGAGUUUGAGCCCUCUCCACCACCAAGGAAGAGGGCUCGUCGCACACCAGGGAGGGGGGGGAUGUCGGAGUUCUUGACAGAGUCAGAAAUGGAUGAGCUUGUAGAAACGGAGGAUAGGGACGGUGCAGCCAUGUUCCCAGGGGCCGCCAUAGGGGAGUAUCACAGGACCACGGAAUUCUCAUAUAAGCUGACUGAGGAGGACACCAAGAGAUUGAUAGAGCUGCGUGCAUCUAAUGAGGCUCUUUUCACAGGAAAGAGAAAUACUGCCAAGCCUGCAUGGAGGGCAAUAGUAAAAGAGAUGGGCCUCGCAGGCAAGUUGUCUGCUGAUCAGGUCUCUAAAAAGUGGGACAACCUGAAGACAAAAUUCAAGGACUUGAAGUACCCGCCACGUGGCAUGGAGAACCAGAGCAGCCCUGCCUCCUGGCCUUGGUUCCAACUUAUGAACGAUGCCUUCGAGGGCCGACUGGCCGGGAGAGCCCCCAAAAUAACGCCUGUAUGGAUGAGCGARGAAGACUACUURUUUGUWUCCUCACCGAUGCCUACAGAGAGAGACCCGUGUCCCAUGCCAGAGAGUAGUGGGAUUUCGGAGCUGGAAGAGGCAAUGGGACCAGGGGACACAGAUGUGGAUGGAACGGUUACGUUCAUCGAUGCCAGUGGAGAGGAGUGCCCCACACCUUUGGAAUUCUCCUAUAAAAUGACAGAGCAGGAUACGAGGAGGCUGAUCAAGUUGCGGGCUGCCAAUGAGGUUCUCUUCACUGGGAGGCGAAAUGCUGCCAAGACUGCAUGGAAGGCCAUUUUAAAAGAGUUGGGUCUCCUGGGAAAGGUGUCAACUUACCAGGUGGCCAAGAAGUGGGACAACUUAAAGAGGAGAUAUAAGGACCUGAAGUACCCUCCUGUGGGCAUGGAGAGCAUGGCAGACAAUGCUGCUUCCUGGCCAUGGUUCUACCUCAUGAACGAGGCCAUGGAGGGCCGCCUCGCUGCCAGCGGACCUGUCCUGACCCCUAUAACGGAUGGCGACGACCCAAAGCCUUCCCCUUCGCAGCCCAUUCGAAGUAGAGGACGCCCGUUGCUGGACAGGGGCGACACYACACUGGAGUACGAACAAGAGAUGUAUGCGGACCCCGCCACAGAAGAGUGCCACCGGGCCACAGCGGAGUGUGAGAGGGCCCUGAGAGAGGAGAGGUUGGGUAGGGGGCCAGCUGGUGCCACUGCUGCUCACAAGGGAGUGACACUGGAGAGAGAGUGGGAGAUGGUGGAGAGGGAGAGGGCAGCGAUAGAGGGGGAUAGAGCGGCAGUGGACAGAGAGCGGCAGUGGCUGGAGAGCGAGAGAGCCAACUUGGCAAGAGAGAGGAUGCUGUUGGAACAGGACAGGAUGGUCCUGGGGAGAGAGAGAGAGGCCUUUGAGAGCCAGAGGGCAGUAGUGGUGAUGAACAGCGCUACAGGGGUGCACACUGGACACAUCAACCACUGUGGGAUGGGGAUGUAGACUGAUGUUAUAGACUGAUUGGAAGCCAAGGACUGAUCAAGAGCUUUCAAGUUACUUGGAGAACAGACUUUUCAGCAUGUUUUCACCUUAUUGGCUCGAGAUUAAUCUCUUUUUACACUAUCUCUAAACUUAAUGGUUUGUUCAACUAAACCAGUGAGAGAUUUCAAUCUGUGACACUGCUCACUUGUUUUGAAUKAUAUUUGGAAAUUUGUCUGUGUUGUCUUUCUUUUGACAGAAAAGGCUAAUGAUAUAAGCCUUAAAAGUUUUUGUGAUUUGACUCAAAGUUAUUCCAAUGACCUCAUACUGUCUUUUCAAUCUUGGUAGCAAUUACAGUAUAUUGUAAUAAAAGAAAAAUAAGCACCAUAAGUGAGAGAACUGGAUGCUUAUAAAAGUUAUAACUUUUAAAAUGUCUCUAUGAAAGCUGUUUUCACUUUCAAACAAUAAAAAUGCUGUAAAGUACUGCUAAAAAAGUAUGGAAGU